Messenger RNA from Salvia miltiorrhiza (redroot sage), 1419 nucleotides. RefSeq names its product auxin efflux carrier component 5-like. Gene Ontology annotation, molecular function: auxin efflux transmembrane transporter activity. The transcript has 4 exons. The coding region runs from base 301 to 1362 and encodes 353 amino acids. NCBI's taxonomy places the organism in Eukaryota, Viridiplantae, Streptophyta, Magnoliopsida, Lamiales, Lamiaceae. Gene Ontology annotation, biological process: auxin polar transport; auxin export across the plasma membrane. Gene Ontology annotation, cellular component: endoplasmic reticulum; plasma membrane. The record is from RefSeq and is a predicted model, not a curated record.
UAUUUAUUUAUUACUUUCAUGUUUCAAUUUUCCUUUGCAUCAUUUUUCUUAUUUUUUAUUUUUAUUCCAUUAAAUUAUAUAUUUUUCAUGUCCAUCUAUUUUUAGUUUUUUUGUAUAAAUUCAUUGGGAUGGUGAGAAGAGAGCAGGAGAAGAUAUAUAAAUUUUAGGGGAUUGGCGUGAAUUCAUGAGAGACAGCCUGAGAUUUAUUACUUUUUCUUGUGCAUGAAUCAGGAUUCAGAAUGAUGAUAAUUUUCUCUAUAUAAUUAUUUAUUUUUGUCACAUCGUCAAGCAAAUCAAGCAAUGAUAGGAUGGGGAGACGUGUGGAAGGUGGUCGAGGCGAUGACGCCGUUGUACGUAGCGUUGAUUUUGGGAUACGGGUCGGUGAAAUGGUGGCGAAUAUUGCGCGUGGAGGUGUGCGAGGCCAUCAACCAUCUAGUGUUUUACUUCACUUACCCAUUGUUUGUGUUCGAGUUCGCCGCUCACGUGAACCCUUACACCAUGAACUACCCAUUGAUGGCCGCCGAUGUGGUUUCGAAGGUCAUAAUAGUGGCGGCGCUGGCGUGCUGGGCCAAGUGGUGCCCCCACGGGAGCUACUCGUGGUCGAUAACCAGCUUCUCUCUCACCACUCUCACCAACUCUCUUGUGGUUGGGGUUCCCUUUCUCCAGCCCAUGUACGGACAGGUGGGAGUCAACCUAGUCGUUCAAUCCUCGGUGUUUCAGGCCCUUGUUUGGACCACCAUCCUCUUGUUCAUCUUCGAACUCAGGGAUCUGCGGCGCCCUUCUCCCGCUCCUACUGAUACUUAUCAUGAUUUGGAAAACCAUCCCACCACUGAUGCACUUGCAGAGGAGAUUAUCGCGCCACCGCUAUCUUUGCGUAAGUUGAUCAAAAAGGUCGCCCUCAAAAUCGCCAAGAAUCCAAACUUCUACGCUUGUAUUCUCGGUCUUACUUGGGCCUUUUUAUCGAACAGAUGGCAUUUUAGCAUGCCGAGCAUCAUGGAAGAAUCCAUUCUGAUCUUGUCGAGAGCUGGUACUGGCACGACAAUGUUCAACAUGGGGUUGUUCAUGGCGUCUCAAGAAAAAGUGCUAGCAUGUGGAGCAAAGCUCACGAUAAUUGGGAUGGCGCUAAAAUUCAUUGCUGAUCCGGUGGCCAUGGCUCUAGCUUCAUUUGCUGUUGGUUUGCGUGGAGAAGUCUUGCGUGUCGCUAUCAUCCAGGCAGCAUUGCCGCAAUCCAUCAACUCCUUCAUCUUUGCCAAAGAAUAUGGAUUACGUGCAGAUGUUUUCAGCACUGCGGUUAUCUUCGGCAUGAUUGCAUCUCUACCGGUGUUAAUAGGUUAUUCUGCAAUAUUGGGAUUAGUACAUUGACGAUGGUGGCCGAGAAAGCUGACAUGUUAUUCUUUUUAUUUAUCACUCUGAAUUUUU